AUGGACCUUUUAGCAGCCUUGGAGACAAUACGCAAUGCAUCUGAUGCCACUCUUCACUCGCACGCAGCACAGACCAUUCUGACAAUCAGGACAAUCAGUCAACGUCUUCAGAGUCUAGAUCCUGGGUUCCACGCGACUCCUUUGGACCCGGGAAGCGUACAAUCUCCCCCACAUUCACCUCAAUCUUCGGAGACGACAACAAGUAAGGAGCAAGCCGGCGGGUCAGGCCCAAAGUCCCCUCAACCUCUUCAGGCGGCUUGGAGUAGUGAUUAUCAUGCAUUUUCCGGGGAACGCCCGGGCGUACCAUCUUCUCCACAUUCACCUCAACUUUUCCAAGCUAUCGAAAGGACGGCACUUAGAGACGACGUCGUCCUGUCAUCUUUACAAAUACCUCGCGCUCCUAGCUUAGAGGUAGCUCUUACCGUUCCGACCGCCCAGUCUACACCGGAUGGAGAAUAUUCCGGAAGCGCACGCCCGGAAUCAUCCCGUACUCCUCCGGACCAUGUCUCUCAGCUGCUGAAAGGUGUCAAAAAAUCAGCAGGUCUGAUUUGGAAAGUCAGCCGGGAGUCACCAAGUGCCCUAUUGUCUCGCAAGCGAAGCUCCGACGAGGACCCACGAUUAGACCAUAUAAGGUGUAUAGAAGGAGAUAGAUCACUUGGAAACAAGGAAAAGCUUCUGAGGGUUCUUGCACUCAGAUCGAUAGCUCUUGAGUUCACGAAAAAAGAGCAAGAUAAUGGAGUCUCUCCGACAAGGCGUAAUGCGCUCUACGAGCAGACCUUACUUCCAGUCGUCCCAGAUUCUUCUCGCGCCAACGUCUUCAAUUUUGGCAAGAAAGACUUCCUAUCAAAAUCCAUAGCGGCUGGUCUCAAGUACAUGGUCUUUGAGGAGGUCAUUGCCACUCACUGCCACAAUCUGCCAAGCAUAUGCGCUGCCAUCUCCGCCAUUGUUGCACUGCAGAUAGAUCAAUUUCGGAGACUUCGCUAUGACGAAAUGCAUUGCUUUGCGCAAAGACUGAUCUCAGACGAUGAAUGUAUCGAGCUUUCGAAUCAGAAGAUGCAUCUGCUCGAUCUUGUACGAAGCCUUAGCCCUUGGUUCAAUCAAGUACAAAAUGACUACAAUUGUGAGUCCACUUCGAAAAUCGACUUCUCCUACGCCGUAUUAAUGGUUCUUGAGUGA
Molecule: messenger RNA, 1176 nt
Organism: Penicillium soppii
Lineage: Eukaryota; Fungi; Ascomycota; Eurotiomycetes; Eurotiales; Aspergillaceae
Exons: 1
Coding region: 1-1176 (391 amino acids)
Source: RefSeq, a predicted model, not a curated record